This is a messenger RNA of Pogona vitticeps (central bearded dragon), 2587 nucleotides long. RefSeq names its product Rho GTPase activating protein 18 (gene ARHGAP18). Gene Ontology annotation, molecular function: GTPase activator activity. Gene Ontology annotation, biological process: regulation of small GTPase mediated signal transduction; regulation of actin filament polymerization; signal transduction. NCBI's taxonomy places the organism in Eukaryota, Metazoa, Chordata, Lepidosauria, Squamata, Agamidae. The record is from RefSeq and is a predicted model, not a curated record. Gene Ontology annotation, cellular component: cytoplasm.
AUUAGGCAUGUCGUUGCUGACGGGGAGGCCGGGCGCGCACCGACCCAGCCGCAUGCUUAAAUCCUUCUGUUGCAAUGAUGAGUAAAAAGCUGGGGAAAGCACGAGCGGCCGAAGCCACCCGGCGUCCCAUUGGAAGAGGGCGGGAGCGGAGGAGGAGGCGGGCGCUCCACUCCUCCCGCCCACCGCGCCGCGCAAGGCGGAGGCUCCGCUCCGAGCGAGAGGCUGAGGAGCGAAGUUGCCGGGCGAGGCAGGAACUUCGCCUCCGCCGCGCUGGGAUAACGCGAGCCCGCCGCCGGCGCGCAGCAGCAGCCGCCGCUAUGCCCUCGCUCCCACCAUGAGCCGCCGGCCGACCUCGCAGGGGGUGGUGUUAACCGCCUACCACCCCAGCGGCAGCCCCACCGCUCUCCGCGCCGGCGCGGACGGGGCGGCAGAGAGCAGCGCCCCGGAGAAUGCCGACGCUUCCCCCUUGAGCCGGAGAUCUGGCCAGUACACAAUGAACCAUGACAACUCUAAGAAGCCCUCAGGAAAACCCCCGUAUAAUCGCUCAGGUUCUCAGGAUUCACUGGAUGAAUUAUCCAUGGAUGACUACUGGAAAGAACUUGAAAACAUCAAUGAAACAAGAGGCAAUAAUCACGAAGAACAAGAAGUGGUUGUGGUGAAAGAGCCUGACGAGGGGGAACUGGAAGAAGAAUGGUUGAAAGAAGCCGGCUUGUCAAACCUCUUUGGCGAGGCUUCAGGAGACUCUCAAGAAAGUGUGGUGGUUUUGGCUACCCUCACUCGUACUCAGGCAGCAGCCGUGCAGAAGCGAGUGGAGACUGUGACACAGACAAUGAGGAAGAAAAACAAACAGUACCAAGUUCCUGAUGUGAGAGAGAUCUUCAAGCAACAAAAUGAGCCAAAGGAAAAAGAAAGUAGCACCGAACACCAGUUUGUAAGAACAAGAGAAAGUAAGGAUGAAGUACAAGAGGAAAGAAAAGAGGCUCAUAGUGAACAUGUUGAUGAUAACCACCCAAGCGAGGAUGUGCCAAUGACUGAAACGGACAUCAAUUUGGAAAUAUCAUUUUCUGAACAGGCAGCUAAUCUCAAAGACAACCCAAUAAACAAAAUGUCAAAGAGCAACGAAGAUGAUACGCUCCUUCCUAAUUUCAGGCUGCCAAAGGACAAGACAGGUACAACCAAGAUUGGAGCCCUUGCACCACAAGACAUGAAGAAAAUCCAUGUCUUGGCACUGAUAGAACUGACUGCUCUCUUUGAUAUACUUGGAACAGAACUUAAGCCACAAAAAGCAAUAAAAAUUAAAAUGAAAGAAACUGGUCUCUUUGGAGUUCCACUGUCAGUCUUGCUAGAACAAGAUCAGAAGAGGGUGGCAGGUAUCAGGGUACCCCUUCUCUUCAAAAAACUCAUUUCCCAGAUAGAAGAGGGAAAACUGGAAACAGAAGGGCUUCUUCGAAUACCAGGUGUUGCUGCACGAGUGAAGAAUCUUUGCCAAGAGCUAGAAGCAAAGUUUUACGAAGGGACUUUCAACUGGGAAAAUGUAAAACAGCAUGAUGCAGCCAGUCUUCUGAAGCUCUUUAUUCGAGAACUGCCUCAACCACUACUUACUGUAGAAUAUCUCAAAGCUUUCCAGGAUGUACAGAAACUUCCAACAAAGAAGCAUCAGCUGCAGGCACUGAAUCUUUUGGUCCUCCUUCUCCCAGAGGGAAACAGAGAUACUUUGAAGGCACUGCUUGAGUUUCUUCAAAGGAUAAUUGAUCACCGAGAUAAGAACAAAAUGAACUUAAAGAAUGUUGCCAUGGUUAUGGCUCCAAACCUCUUCAUGUGUCGUGGUUUGGGCUCCAAGACCACAGAACAAAGCGAGUUCGUUAUGGCGGCUGGGACAGCAAAUGUCAUGCGCCUUAUGAUUAAGUACCAAAACCUUCUUUGGACUAUUCCUACGUUUCUCGUGAACCAAGUAAGAAAGCAAAAUGCUGAAAGUCAGAAAAAGGAGAGAAAAGACAGAGCGAUGAGAAAGCUGUUAAAAAAAAUGGCAUAUGACCGGGAAAAACACGAGAAGCAAGACAAGAGUGUCAAUGAUGUAAAAUGUGUCACUGAGGCUGAUGUUCCUCAGGGAGUAAUACGGGUUCAAGCGCCUCAUCUUUCCAAAGUUUCCAUGGCAAUCCAGCUGACAGAAGAACUAAAAGCUGGUGAUGUUGUUGCCAGAUUCCUAAGCCAAAAAAGUGGAAAUGUCCAUGCGCUGAAGAAAGAACAGGUGUUUUUAUACGAAGUUGGAGGAAAUAUUGGUGAACGGCGCCUAGAUGAGGAAACGUACAUGAAGGAUUUGCACCAACUAAACCCAAAUGCUGAAUGGGUUAUAAAAUGUAAAAAUUGCUGAACUCAUGAAUCAAAGAAACUGCUACUGUAGACUGAUUUUUGUAACACUAUAAUGUUCAGAUGCACCAAAAUAAAAGGGCAGUGUGUUCAUCAGUUUAACACUGCCAAGGGGUAUUUUUAGUACUACAGGUGGCUUUGAAGAAGUCUGCUUGUAUUUAUCCCCAUUCAAUGUGAGCUACCGUAGCAAGACCAAUAGGGCUUCCUUCCUUCCUUCCUU